AUGGCUUCGUUUACUCUUACUUUCUCAUGCCUUGCGUUCUCGUCUUCUUCUCCCAACUCGACGAAUUCUCCUCUCUUCUUCUCCGGGGCCCCAUCCCAGUUUCGCCUCCGCAAGAAACCAAACCAAACGAGGCUCAGACUUUCAUGCAGAGCCAACCCUAAUAACAACGGUGAUAGUAGUAAUAUCAGUGAUGCCGCCCCCUCACUUUCGAGGAACAUUGACCGGAGAAACGUUCUUCUCGGCAUCGGAGGGCUGUACGGUGUUGCUAAUCUCGCCGGUACCCCUAUUGCCUCCGCCGCGGACGCCGCCAUUCAAGCCCCGGAUGUAACCAAAUGCCAUUAUCCCACGGAUUUGCCUGAUAACGCUGACGUCCCCGACACGUGCUGCCCCCCUGUGCCGGCCGUGACUAUCUCCGACUACCAGCUUCCCGCCGACGGCGGGAUGCGGACAAGGGUUCCGGCGCACUUGGUGAGCGAUGAAUUUAUAGCCAAGUACGAAGCCGCCCUUUCAGCGAUGAGGAGCUUGGAUCCUUCUCAUCCCCACAGCUUUACUCAGCAGGCCAACAUUCACUGCGCUUACUGCAACGCCGGCUAUCAGCAAGUCGAUUUCCCGUCGGAAGUGAUCCAAGUUCAUAACUCCUGGCUCUUCUUUCCCUUCCAUAGAUGGUACUUGUACUUCUACGAGAAGAUAUUGGGAAAGCUGAUUAAUGAUUCCACCUUCGCCCUUCCCUAUUGGAAUUGGGACAACCAAAGUGGCAUGGCGAUGCCCAAUAUGUUCAUGACCUCCACUUCUUCUUCGCUCUAUGAUGCCAACCGUAACGCAAACUACUUCCCUCCCGCCAUUGUUGAUCUUAAUUACGCCGGGAGUGACAGAGGUUUGACCGACGACGAACUCAUCAAUGAAAACUUAGUGGCAAUGUACCGUUCCAUGGUGACAAACGGCAGCACUUCCGACCUCUUCCUUGGACAGAAGUAUGUUGCCGGCGAUAAACCUAACCCGGGGCAAGGGUCUAUAGAGAACAUCCCUCACACUCCGGUUCACAGAUGGGUCGGCGACUCCGUGAACCAGCCGAACGGCGAGGACAUGGGCAAUUUCUACUCCGCCGGUCGAGACCCAUUGUUUUACUCUCACCACGCCAACGUGGACCGCAUGUGGGUCAUCUGGCAACAACAGCUCGGCGGAAAGAACUUCACCGACGACGCCUGGUUGGACGCUUCCUUUUUGUUCUACGACGAGAACGAGAAUCCCGUCCGAGUCUACGUCAAAGAUUGUCUUGACACCACAAAAAUGGGGUACGAAUACCAACCCUCCGCCCUCCCGUGGCUGAACAGCAAGCCCGCCGCCUCAAUCACGACCGGCGUGGCCGCCGCCUCGAAUGCGCCGUUCGUCACGGACGUGUUCCCGGUGACACUGGACAAAGUGGUCCAGGCGAAGGUGCGCAGGUCCAAGACUUCAAGAACUGAGGAAGAGAAGGAGCAAGAAGAAGAGGUACUGGUGAUCGACGGCAUCGAGGUGUCGGCGGAUCAGUACGCGAGGUUCGACGUGUACCUGAACGACGCUGCGGAGGCGGAGGGCGGGAAGGACAAGGCUCAAUACGCCGGAGGAUUCGCUCACUUGCCGCAGAAUCAGCAGAGUAGCACAAACACGACGACUUCGUUGAGGUUGGGACUGAACGAAAUGCUGGCGGACUUGGGUGUGGAAGACGAAGAUACAAUUCUGGUGACUUUGGCUCCAACCGUCGGCGGCGGCGUGGUGAAUGUCAGCAGCAUCGCCAUUGAUUAUUCUGCCAAAUAAAAAUCAGAGCUGAGCUGAGUGAUGCAUGCAUCAGCUAGUAUGUGUAGUGUUUUAUAUAUAUGUAUAUGUAUGUAUACCGGGGUUUGGUUGUCUUCGAUAAUAAUGUAAUAAUUACGUACUAAUUAAAUAGGUAUGAGGUAUUGAUAUCAGCAGCUGCGGCUGCUAGUACGUA
Messenger RNA from Ipomoea nil (Japanese morning glory), 1966 nucleotides. Its product is annotated as polyphenol oxidase I, chloroplastic-like. NCBI's taxonomy places the organism in Eukaryota, Viridiplantae, Streptophyta, Magnoliopsida, Solanales, Convolvulaceae. Gene Ontology annotation, molecular function: catechol oxidase activity. Gene Ontology annotation, biological process: pigment biosynthetic process. The transcript is spliced from 2 exons. The record is from RefSeq and is a predicted model, not a curated record. Bases 1 to 1794 code for a protein of 597 amino acids.